UAUUUUAUUCGUUUACUAUUUCUUAUUCUGAUUUCUUUUUUCCACCCUUGCUUGCCCAGUAAUUCAUAAUCAACUAACUUCAAUUUUUUCCAAGAUUUGGGAUGAAAUUUGGUCGGAUCUUACUUUCUAGCCUCUUAAUUUCAACCCAAUCCUUUUAUCUUUAAAGAAAAGGGGAAAAAUCCCUUCUCAAUCUCAUUGCUUUUACAUAUAAUCUGUGUGUGGUGUUUAGAAAUUGAAUUGGAGCGAUGGGAAUGGCAGCAGAUUCAGAGUUUCAUGUUCUGGCUGUUGAUGACAGCAUCAUAGAUAGAAAGGUUAUUGAAAGGCUACUUAAAACCUCUUCAUAUCAGGUUACUACGGUUGAUUCUGGAAGUAAAGCUUUAGAAUUUCUGGGUUUACGUGAAGAUGACGGAAUCAACCCGAAUACACCCUCUGUUUCUCCUAACAAUCAUCGGUGGCGUUUACAGGAAGUUGAAGUGAAUCUUGUCAUUACAGAUUACUGUAUGCCUGGCAUGACAGACUAUGGUUUGCUCAAGAAAAUAAAGGAAUCUUCAUCUCUAAAAAACAUACCAGUAGUCAUUAUGUCAUCUGAGAAUGUCCCUUCAAGGAUCAGCAGAUGUUUAGAAGAAGGUGCAGAAGAAUUUUUGUUGAAGCCAGUCAAAUUAUCGGAUUUAAAGAAACUUAGGCCCCAUAUGUUGAGAACCAAAAUCAAGAGUCACAAUGGAAAACAAGAACCAGAAGAGCUUGGGAUGCCGGACGAGAAAAUAGGCUUUCCAUCACCGAAACAAGAAGAACAGCAGCAGCAGCAGCCACAAUCCAAAAAUAACAAGAGAAAAGCCAUGGAGGAAGAUGUUUCACCUGAGAGAACAAGACCAAGACUCAAUGGCAUCACUACUAUGGUUUAAUGAUGCUUGAAAAAUGUUCUAAAUUCUACUGAGUUUGUUUCCUUGUAUACAUCUUACCCGAAAAGGAAAAGUUGAAGAUUUCCAAUUUUGUUGUGCUAAUUGAA
Molecule: messenger RNA, 1006 nt
Organism: Hibiscus syriacus
Lineage: Eukaryota; Viridiplantae; Streptophyta; Magnoliopsida; Malvales; Malvaceae
Product: two-component response regulator ARR8-like
Exons: 5
Coding region: 246-902 (218 amino acids)
Biological process (GO): cytokinin-activated signaling pathway; phosphorelay signal transduction system
Source: RefSeq, a predicted model, not a curated record